Molecule: messenger RNA, 399 nt
Organism: Rangifer tarandus platyrhynchus (Svalbard reindeer)
Lineage: Eukaryota; Metazoa; Chordata; Mammalia; Artiodactyla; Cervidae
Source: the annotation of a GenBank genome assembly
AUGAGAAACAAGGUAAUCUUCAAGGUCUUGGGUGUCUGUUUGGAUACAUUGAGAGAAAGUCACUCAUCUGUUUCACAUUACUUCUGCAACAGGUGGGAGAGUGGGUGGGGGUGGGGGUGUGUGUGUGGGGGUGUGUUUUAUGUUAUUAGUCUUCUGUUAGAUUCCAGCAGUCAGAAAUCUGGAGAGGUGUGUGUGUGUGUGUGUGUGUGUGUGUGUGUGUGUGUGUGUGUGUGUGUGUGUGUGUGUGUGUGUGUGUGUGUGUGUGUGUGUGUGUGUGUGUGUGUGGUGUGUGUGUGUGUGUGUGUGUGGUGUGGUGUGUGUGUGUGUGUGGUGUGUGUGUGUGUGUGUGUGGUGUGGUGUGUGUGUGUGUGUGUGUGUGUGUGUGUGUGUGUGUGUUAG